Molecule: messenger RNA, 3428 nt
Organism: Monopterus albus (swamp eel)
Lineage: Eukaryota; Metazoa; Chordata; Actinopteri; Synbranchiformes; Synbranchidae
Product: RAS guanyl-releasing protein 2
Exons: 19
Coding region: 753-2549 (598 amino acids)
Biological process (GO): Ras protein signal transduction
Cellular component (GO): plasma membrane
Molecular function (GO): guanyl-nucleotide exchange factor activity; calcium ion binding
Source: RefSeq, a predicted model, not a curated record
UGCAUUUUUUUAACUUUAUGAGGAGCAUUUGAAGGCAGCACAAAACUAUAAGUGUGAUUUUGACUGACAAGACGCACUGGUGUCGCAGAGCAGCCACCUAACUGUUAUGUUUGGACGCCGCUCGUACACAGUGAGCAUGUGGACAUGCUGUGGUGUUGCUGUGUUACUACCAAUAGGCGGGACUGUGGCUCUGCAGUGUGAUUGUGAGCUGCACAGCUGGAUCAGAAGGCAGGCACGCGCACCAGCUGCGACCAGAAGACUGAGCUCCGCUGCUCUACUCCAACACACACCACAUCCAUAACUUGCUUUCGAGUGCACCAGGAGAGGACUUGUGCGCGUUGUGGAGUUAAUGUACCGUAAAAAUACCCGCAUAGCCAACUCAGAGGAGAGCCGGAAUUAACUCUAUAAAACAAUCCGUGCGUAACUCCUAAUGAGUUGUUUCGAUCACUGCUGCCUCUUGCCGCAAGACGUUUCCACUUUCUAGCCAAAGGCGCUGUGAGUUCAGUGGUGCUGGUGAUGCUACGCUUUUCAUCUCAGAGCUCACUCCACAGCUGCUGUCACUGAAGCCUCUCCAGCUAGAACAUGGGACCCUUCAAACUCUAAAGGCUGCAGCUGUCUGACUGUGGUGAUUCAAGCGAGGGGCAGCAUGCGAUAUAAGUGACUGCACAACUAUUCCAGGCACAAGCAACAGCCACGAGAGUCAACCCAGACACUGGGAAACGGGGCGGGGGGAGCCAGAGAGGAAAGGAACAAUGGAGUCCACAUCAUCGGAGCAGUCGGCCACAGUGGACGAGCUGGUGGAGGCGUGCAUCCAAACCUUCGAUGACAAGGGGACUUUGAAGGAUACUCCCUUGGUCCGGAUGUUCCUCAUGAUGCACCCUUGGUACAUCCCUUCAACCGACCUGGCUAAGAAGCUAGUGCUCAAAUCCCAAGAGGAGAGCUGCACUGCUGAGCACCGAACAAGAAUAUGCCACCUCAUCAAGUACUGGAUCUCUGAGUUUCCAGCCGAGUUCACUCUGAACCCAGAGCUGGCAGACCAGAUCAAAGACUAUAAAGACCUUUUGACCAACAAGGGCAACGAGCGUCAGAGCCAGCUCAUUGACCUUGACAGUGUGCCAUCAUAUAAAUGGAAGCGGCAGGUGACUCAGCGUGUCCCAUCAGUGUCCAAAAAGAGGAAGAUGUCCCUGCUGUUUGACCACCUCGACUCUUGUGAAUUGGCAGAACACCUGACCUACCUGGAGUACAAAUCCUUCUGCAAGAUCCUGUUUCAGGACUACCACAGCUUUGUGAUGCAUGGCUGCACAGUGGAUCACCCCAUCUGGGAGCUGUUCAUUACGCUCUUCAGCAGUGUUUCCCAGUGGAUUCAGCUGAUGGUGCUCAGCAAGCCCACAGCCCCACAGAGAGCUGCUGUCAUCGCCCACUUCAUCAGAGUGGCACAGAAGUUGCUGCAGUUGCAGAACUUCAACACACUGAUGGCAGUGGUGGGCGGCCUCAGCAACAGCUCCAUCUCUCGUCUCAAAGACACGCAGACCCACAUCAGUGCGGAAACCAACAAGGUUUUUAACAACCUCAUUGAACUGGUGACAUCAUGUGGGAACUACAGCCAAUACCGUAAGCGCUUCUCCGAGUGCUCUGGCUUCCGAUUCCCCAUCCUAGGUGUGCACCUAAAAGACCUAAUAGCUGUGCAUGUGGCGCUGCCAGACUGGGUCGACAAAGAGAAGACUCGGGUCAACCUGGCAAAGACCCAGCAACUCUACACCAUCCUUCAAGAGUUGGCGCUCAUCCAGAACAUGCCGCCUAGUGUCGAUGCCAACACAGACCUGCUCAACCUGCUAACGGUCUCUCUGGACCAGUACCACACAGAGGAGGAGAUCUACCAGAUGUCUCUACAGAGAGAGCCACGAAAGCCAGCGCAGAACUCCAGCCCCGCUCCUGCGCCCGACCCCGAGCCACCCAUGAUCGAUGAGUGGGCUGUGUCGGUGAAGCCCAGUGCUGACCCGACAAUCAUCAAGAAACACAUAGAGAAGAUGGUGGAGUCAGUCUUCAAGAACUUUGACACAGACAGUGAUGGCCACAUCUCCAGGGAUGAAUUUGAAGCAAUCAGGAACAACUUCCCUUACCUCAGCAAGUUUGGAGAACUGGACAAGAACCAAGAUGGGAAGAUCAGCAGAGAAGAGAUGAUUGAUUACUUUAUGAAAGCCAGCUCACUGCUUAACUGCAAGAUGGGCUUCAUCCACACUUUCACUGAAACCACCUACGUCAAGCCCACGUUCUGUGAACACUGCGCUGGCUUUAUAUGGGGCUUCUACAAGCAAGGCUACAAGUGUAAAGCUUGCGGGGUGAAUUGCCACAAGGCCUGCCGAAGCCGCCUGGCUGUAGAGUGCAGGAAGAGGACCAAGAGCAUCAGCCACGAGACACCGCCGGCUCUCCAGGCCAGGUCCUACAGCUUCCCCCCACCUGCCAACACCCCACCCAGCUUGCAGGAUACAGUAAUUGCUGAAGAGGAUAUAGAGACAGUGGAGGAAGGAGUGUUUGAUGUCCACCUAUAACCAGGAACCUUGAACUGAAGUGUGGUCUUUGCUGAACAGGCCAGUGACAGUCUCCAGCUUUCUAUUUUAGAAUCCCUCCUACGGUUGGUGUGCAAGAAGUUGGACACAGAAUGUGUUACAGUAUGCGAGUCUGACAGCCCUGUAAGCUGAGGAGAAUUUGCACUGAACACAAGACUCUGCCACACAGUGGACAUGUACUGCAUGAACAGCUCCACUCCUACUGCAACUCGCAUGAAUGUGACAACCAAAGUGAAUGGAAUGUCUUUUUAUGGUUUCAAUCUAACUUCUCUGUAGUUUGAUUCUAUGUUGACAAAGAGGUUUCUCUAAAGUCUUACUAUAGAUUAAAAAAAAUCCACAAAUUGUAUUUUCUUGGUGAAAUAUUAACGUCAUUUGAAGUUUAUAAUUUGAGGACACUUUGCUGCAGACUAUGGCUAUCUACUUCUUCUUUAAAACAUUAAUAUAGGGUCUUUUAUUGCCAAGAAUGUAAGUGUGCCACCCAGACUAAGCUACUCUCUUUGUGCUGUGCUUUUUACUGUUCAUCAUCUUGUUUUGAAAUACAUUUCAAUGGAUUAAUAAUCGGGACCAAUUUUGGUGUCUGAUUAAAAUAUUGAUGAUUUGUGGUGCCAGUGUGUAGUUUGAUGACAAAAACAACCAUUUACCAGCCAAUACACAGCUGAACAGACUGUGUGGACAGUUAAAAUGCUGAUGGACUUUGAAGAAUGUUAUAUUUCUAUCAUGUUUUCUUGACUAUCAGUAGCUGUGGUGUUGUUUUGUACCAGUGCAGUGAUAGAUGAUCUAUCCUCUUGUUGUACUGUGAAUGUAGCAGGAACUGAAACGCUACUCUCAGAUGAAGAGCCCAAGUUUUUUUUUUUCAGUAAA